Danaus chrysippus (African queen) is the source of this 94-nucleotide messenger RNA. The record is from the annotation of a GenBank genome assembly. NCBI's taxonomy places the organism in Eukaryota, Metazoa, Arthropoda, Insecta, Lepidoptera, Nymphalidae.
AUGAUGAGUGAUGAUGGGGGAUGUGAUGGGGAUGAUGAUGGGGGGGAUGAUGGGGAUGAUGGGGGUGAUGGGGAUGAUGGAGAUGAUGGAGAUG